ACCCAUUCUUCGUUUUCCAGAAGUCACCAUGGAUCCAAUGGAUCCAACGCACCUCUGACCUACGGAGUCUCCGCCUCCGUGGUUAGAAUCAGCCUUCCAGGUCAAAAGGGCCAUUUCUGCUUGAAUUCACAUUUAUCGUUUCAUCUCGGGGCUUUUUUUGGAUCAACCGAUUGAAUUUGACGGCGUCUGGAGCAGUUCUGAGUGUCGAGGGUCGGAGAAGAUGAGGAGGGUUUUUGGCGCGAAGAAGAACCAGGAACCCCCUCCUACCAUCCAGGAUGCCACCGAGAGGAUAAAUAAAAGAGGGGAUACAGUUGAUGAAAAAAUAAAAAAGCUCGACUCUGAGUUGGCUAGAUAUAAAGAGCAAAUUAAGAAAACCAGACCAGGUCCUGCUCAAGAAGCACUUAAAGCUCGUGCAAUGAGGGUACUUAAGCAGAGGCGGAUGUAUGAAGGACAGCGAGAUAUGCUAUAUAACCAGACCUAUAAUCUUGAUCAAGUUUCAUUUGCUGCUGAUGGACUCAAAGAUGCUCAGCAAACUAUGACUGCACUGAAAACUGCUAAUAAGGAGCUGAAAGGAAUGAUGAAGACCGUUAAAAUUCAGGACAUAGAUAGUAUGCAAGAUGAGAUGAUGGAACUGAUGGACGUUAGCACAGAGAUACAAGAAUCUCUUGGCAGAAGUUAUAAUGUUCCUGAUGAUAUUGAUGAGGAAGAACUCAUGGGGGAACUGGAUGCUUUGGAAGCUGACAUGGGAGCAGAAUCUGAAUCUUCAAUUCCUACUUACCUUCAACCAGAUAAGGAACCUGAUCUUGAUGCAGAACUCAACUUACCUGCAGCACCAAUGGGGCAUGUGCCUGGCCGGCAGAAUGCUCAGCAGGCAGAGGAUGAGCUUGGUUUGCCUUCAGUUCCCAGAGCCUCUCUGCGAGGCUGAAACUGAUAUCUUCAGGGGACAGACUUAUUAUAUUGGAUUGGAUGUGUUUAUAUCAUAUUAAAAUGUAUCUUUUGUAAUGUUGCUUUGCCCUAACAAGUUCUUAGAUUUUAGGUUCUCUUUGUGAAUUCUCAUAAUUCUUUGGUGAUCAUUUGCUGGAAAUAUUUUGCUUUGCUU
Molecule: messenger RNA, 1099 nt
Organism: Phalaenopsis equestris
Lineage: Eukaryota; Viridiplantae; Streptophyta; Magnoliopsida; Asparagales; Orchidaceae
Product: charged multivesicular body protein 5-like
Exons: 7
Coding region: 221-925 (234 amino acids)
Biological process (GO): late endosome to vacuole transport via multivesicular body sorting pathway; vesicle budding from membrane
Cellular component (GO): multivesicular body
Source: RefSeq, a predicted model, not a curated record